AAACAUUUCGAAUUUGUCGCGAAUAUAAGCAAUACGUAAGUUGUAGAGGGAAUCGCAUGGUUAAACGGAUAAAAUAUAAGUGAAUUGAAUUAGACAUUCAUAAAAAUUAAAUAAUUACAAAUAAUAAUUAAAAAAUCAGAGAAAUACCUUUGAGCCACAAUGGUGUACGACAUGACGCAUAUGGUGCCAGCGCAAAGCAUCUCCUUGGGCCGCUACUAUCUGCAUGAUCUCAAUGGCAUGGCAGAGAAUCACGAUUACGUCUUGGAUAUUGAUCGACGCUUUCAGGCGCGUAUGGCUUGUGAGACAAUGCCACAGGCAUCACCACCACCACCGCCUACACCAGCACCGCGACGGCGUACAACACCAAUAGCGCACUUGGAUCCUUCCGAAUUGGUUGGUUUGACGCGUGAAGAGCGUCGUCGUCGGCGACGUGCAACACUAAAAUAUCGUACGGCCCAUGCAACACGCGAACGUAUACGUGUGGAAGCGUUCAAUGUGAGCUUUGCUGAAUUGCGAAAACUGCUACCCACUUUGCCGCCGGAUAAGAAGUUAUCAAAAAUCGAAAUACUCAAGCUGGCUAUAUGCUAUAUAGCAUACUUGAAUCAUGUGUUGGAGACGCCAUAAGCGGCA
This is a messenger RNA of Rhagoletis zephyria (snowberry fruit fly), 630 nucleotides long. It is a transcript of the gene HLH4C, whose product is annotated as Helix loop helix protein 4C. The record is from RefSeq and is a predicted model, not a curated record. Gene Ontology annotation, biological process: regulation of transcription by RNA polymerase II. Gene Ontology annotation, molecular function: RNA polymerase II cis-regulatory region sequence-specific DNA binding; protein dimerization activity; DNA-binding transcription factor activity, RNA polymerase II-specific. Lineage: Eukaryota; Metazoa; Arthropoda; Insecta; Diptera; Tephritidae.